Spodoptera frugiperda (fall armyworm) is the source of this 2974-nucleotide messenger RNA. Its product is annotated as ankyrin repeat domain-containing protein 50-like. Gene Ontology annotation, molecular function: protein binding. The transcript is spliced from 10 exons. The record is from RefSeq and is a predicted model, not a curated record. Lineage: Eukaryota; Metazoa; Arthropoda; Insecta; Lepidoptera; Noctuidae. Gene Ontology annotation, cellular component: cytoplasm; nucleus. The coding region runs from base 250 to 1641 and encodes 463 amino acids.
UCUCGACAACAGUUCAAUAUCGCCAUUUUCACUGUACGGACGUCUUUUUAAAAAGAAAAUUAACAAAACAAAACAAAUAACUAAUCAAACUUAUUGAUUUUCGUCGAAUCGAUAUUUUGAGGUUAUAAUUUUUGUAGUUUGACAGGUGACAGCGCGGGAAAAGCGCGCCAUUUUGUUUUACUAGACAAAGAUCGUUGUGUGUUAUUCCUUUGUGUUUUUUUUUUCGACGUCAGGUGGUGAAAAGUGACGAUGCCUUCGGAAGUGGCCCUGGGUAAAUCCCUGCAGCGGGAGCUGGCGGACUCCAUCAUCAGGAUGGUGCCGCUCGACGAGAUCCGCAUACUGCUGGCUUGUGGAGCCAAGGUGAACGAGCCAGUGACCCAGGGUCUCCGGCCGCUGCACUACGCCAUCUGGCAACGCUACCUGGAGGCGACGAGGCUGCUCGUGGUGCGAGGGUGUGAUGUCAACGCCAGGGAUGAUUGUGGAUACAGCGCCUUGCAUCUUGCUGCUGAGCACGGGUACACAGAGCUGGUAAAGUUGCUGCUAGAGAGUGGAGCGGCAGUGGACUACAGACCUAACACCGGCGAGGAGUUCCCGAGGACCACACUCUGCGACGAACCUCUCAGGCUGGCCAUUAGGAACAAACAUUAUGAGGUGGCCCGUCUUCUUUUGGAACACGGAGCAGACCCAAACAAGCGUUACUUCUUCGGAGCGGAGAUCAACUUGGUGUCCGACCCUGAAUACUUGGAGUUACUGCUGACUUUCGGAGCCAACCCUGACUCCAGAGACAGAGCUGGUUUGACUCCGCUCAUGAAGGCUGCUAGGCAGAGAAAGGGUCUGGAUGCUGUGCUCCUGCUCAUCAGCUUCGGAGCCGAUGUGAACGCGAUGGCGGACGCCAGGAAUGACUAUAGGACUGUCAUGCAUUAUGCCGUACUUAGUGGUAACCCAGAAGUAGUGAACCUGAUGAUAAAGCAGGGUGCUCGCGUCAACUACGAGUGUAAUGAGUUCAGCAAGCCCAGCCCCCUGGACCUCGCCAUCUUGAAGGGAGACGUCGCCAUGCUGCAGAUGCUUUUGGCUGCUGGUGCACAAGUGAACGCAUCCAGCUCGGUGAUCGGAUCCCCUCUACACGUCGCAUGUUCCGACAAUAUUACAAAUAGGAAGGAGAUUGUACAAAUUCUCCUAGAAAGCGGUGCUGAUCCAAACCUGAAGGUAUACAACGAUGAAGACGCCACACAGCUGCGGCCGGCGCUCGCUGAGUACCUCGCUAGCAAUCCGGAGCCCAGCGCUGAGAUAGUUGCCCUGUUGCUCAGAUACGGAGCUAGGGUCAUCAUGAAAACUCAGUUCCGUGAUCCGGACGGCAUCCUGAACCAUCUCCAAAACGUCACGUCAGAAGAGUACCAACAUAUCUUCUAUCUCCUUCUCGAAGCAGCUGAAGCCUUCGAUCUCUGCAUGAUCAAAAGAAACAACACAGUAACAGCCACGCAAAAAGAAGCCUUAAUCCAUUGCGCUAAGACCCCUAUUUCCUUGCUCGCCCAAACUAGGAUAUUUUUAAGGAGAUAUUUUAAAACUAUGCUUGUUGAUGUAGUUCCUGAUAUGGAAAUACCUAAAAUUCUUCACCAAUACCUACUUUUCAACUGCCGUUAAAAGGAGGUUUUAAUAUAUUAAGGUUUCAUUACAAGGCUGUAAAGAGGAAUUCUUUUGCCUCAUCCCUUUUGACAGAUAGUUUUCGGUGUUGCCAGUUUAUUUUGUCCCCCGGUUUUGUGGGUGAUUUUUGUUGUGUCAGGAUUUGGUCGGUGGAAUAAUGUGGAAAAACGAUUUUUUGACAAGAAAUGAAUUGUAGAGUUCGUAAAAGGGCUAGUACUGUUAAUAUGUUGACAGUACGUUUUAUGUUUGAUAUAAUAAUGUUCUCCUAUUUUUGUAUACCUAGUUCUUUGUGGUAAACUUGUAUUUUUGUAUCUCAAGUGAAGAAAUCACAUUUUUGUCGAACUUAGAUGUUAAGUUUAAUCAUUGUAUCUAUGUUUAAGUAUUUUGUUUGCACUGCACAUUAUCCAUUAUGUAUUAGAAGAAGAAGAAGAUAAAAAAAGAAGAAAUAUAAAAGAAUAAAUUUAAUAAUAUUUGUAUAACUAUUGAGUAAGAUCUGUCAAUAGAAUGAUUUUAAAACGAGAAGACGACAUAUUUUCCAAAUAUCUUUAUUCAUGCCUUCAUUAUAGAAAUUAGGAAAAUUAUGAGAAAAUUAUUGAAAAUAUAUUUACAUAAUUGAUUUGUUUUAAUAUUAAUUCUCGUACACCAUUGCACGCAUGGAUGAUUUUUUUUUAAUAAAUGUGUUUUGAUAUAAUUAAAGUGCAUCAGAGAGAAGAAAUUAUGAAUAAUAUUGUUUUUUAAAAUGGUAAAUGACGGUUCAUAUUAUAGAAACGAAGUGAUGAAAAAUAUUGUUUUUUAAACUGAUUAAUGACGUGUUUCUAGUCCACGAGAGGCGCUAGUGUAGCUAAGGGUCUAUAGAACCAAGUUAUAUUUUCAUUAUUAAAUCAAUGCUCAGUCAACUUGUGACGAUUUAUUUUUAUUACACAUCGCCGCAUCAGCGCACGCUGCUCAUGAUGAAGAGUCCCUCUGUGACUCGAAACUAGUAGAGGUUUUCUCUAUUAAUAUACGUGAGUAAACCGUGAUUUUUAGUUAAUUGUGACGAUUUAAGCUGAUUGAACUUAUAAAUAAUAUUUUAAGCCGCACUAGCACAAUAUCAUGAGUUUAAAUUUUCCUUUAUUUUGUGCAACCAUUUAUAAAUAAAGUUUAUUUCAUGAUAAAUAUAUAAAUCUACAUAUAUGUAUAGCUAUCGCAAUGUAUUGUAGUCUGAUUUCUAUACUAUGUGAUAUUUUGUGAUAUAUUUUAAUUUUAAGACUUUACGCUUGUAACAUCGAAGUUACAGGCAAUAUGUAUGUGACGAUUAUUUUGUAAUUAAGUCAAAUAAAUGUGUGAAACAUAA